This is a messenger RNA of Vespa crabro (European hornet), 2627 nucleotides long. RefSeq names its product leucine-rich repeat-containing protein 58. The record is from RefSeq and is a predicted model, not a curated record. Gene Ontology annotation, molecular function: protein binding. Lineage: Eukaryota; Metazoa; Arthropoda; Insecta; Hymenoptera; Vespidae. The transcript is spliced from 5 exons. The coding region runs from base 494 to 1540 and encodes 348 amino acids.
GAUAAAGGCAGCUAUCGUUCAGUCCCGCGAUCCGCGCGUUCUCGAUCAUUGCAUUUAGAAAAAUCAUAUGUUUCUUUAGAACAUUUUGUCCGUUGGUGUUAAUAUAAAAACAAAACAAAAAAAGAAAAAAAAAGAAAAGAAAGGGGGAAAAAAAAAAGAAAGAAAAUUCAACCGCAAAACCUUUCGAAUUCGACGAAGAGAAAAUUUUAAAACGUCCUAAGGAAAUAUUAUCAUACUGAGUCUUUGAACGAUUACGGACGAACGAGUAAGUAAGACUGUAAUAAAAGAAAGAAAGAAAGAAAGAAGGGAAAAGAGUAACGAGAUAAAAGGCAAAAGAAAAGAAGAAAAUAAAGGAAAGAAGAAGAAAGAAAAAAAAAGAAGAAAUAAAAUAACAGAAGAGAAAAUAGGAGAGAGAGCUUAGAAGGAAAACGUUAGAAACGGAGUCAUAGAUAUUUCGUUAGAGGCGAAAGCGAAGAUCGCCAUCUCUCAGACUAUGGAGAACUACACGUCGGAUUCGAGUGAUUCCGAUGCGAACACAAGAACGUUGGAUCUAUCAUACCUGAUGCUAGACUCAUACGUAUUGGAUGAACAUUUUAUAACGGUAAAAUGUCCUGAACAUGUGGACACCAUUUUGGUCCAUCAAAAUCGUAUAAAUGAUCUUCCAUCGAGUAUUAUUCGAUUUACAAAUUUGAAUUCAUUGGACAUAUCUAACUGCGGAUUGAAUCGACUUCCGGAUUUCCUUGGUGAUUGUCCAUUGACAUGUUUAAUCGCAAAACACAAUAAUAUCUCAAACGAUUCCUUGCCAAAAAGCUUUGAGAAUUUACCGGGUCUACGUGAGCUCAAUCUAAGCGGAAAUAGACUACGAGAAUUUCCUGAACAAAUACUCGAUCUAUACAAUUUGAAGUAUCUCUAUCUCGGUGGUAAUCAUAUUACGGAGAUCAACAAGGAUCUAUGGAAGUUGCAACGAUUGCAGGUACUCUCGAUGGGAGGCAACAGAUUGACCGAAGUUCCCUCAACGUUAGGUCAAUUAAAGUCUUUACAAGCAUUGAUACUGUGCGACAAUAUGCUGGAGAGUUUGCCAAGUUCAAUAGCGAAUCUAACGAAUCUCAAAUCGCUAUUACUUCACAAAAAUAGAUUGAAGACACUGCCAACGGAAAUUAUCACGUUGAGAUGUUUGACAGAGCUUUCUCUAAGAGACAAUCCUCUUGUGGUUAGAUUUGUAUCGGACAUGACGCACAAUCCCCCAUCGUUAUUGGAACUGGCUGCACGAAUUAUUAAAACGAACAAUAUGCAAUACGACGAGGAACACAUUCCUAAAAAUCUCGUGGAAUAUUUGAACAGUGGACACCGUUGUGUGAAUCCCAAGUGUAAAGGAGUAUUUUUCAAUAAUCGCGUCGAACACGUUAAGUUCGUCGAUUUUUGCGGAAAGUAUCGUUUGCCAUUGCUCCAAUACCUGUGUAGCAGUAAAUGCAUCGGACCUCGUGAUAGCGAAGAGGAAGUUGUCAGUGGAGCGAUGAUAAGGAAGGUACUCCUUGGCUGAUGAUCAUGGAAAUAAUUUUGGUACAGCAAAUCUCUGGCACUUCGAUUCUUCGUACAAUCUAUUUGUGUCUUAACGUGAAAAAAGAACUAUGAAAAAAUACCGAUCAAUGGUGGACACAUAAAAGAAAAGUUAGUUUAGCAGCAUAUGCCUUUUUUUUUUUUUUUUUUUUUUUACAAUGUUAUUAAUAAAUUACAAACCUAAUUGUAUAGUAUAAGACAUCCCGGAUCAAUUUUGAGCUCAAUUUAAACAAUUUGCUCGUUGCAUGAUCCAUGAUUUUUUUUUUUUUUUAUAAUAACAGAAUUGGAAAUGUCUCUUUUCAAUAUCUAUUGAUUAUUAUUUCUGAGACUUCAAAGAAUAUAUACAGUAUGUUUUUUUUGGAGAUAAAAUUAUUGAUUCUGUAUAAAUACAGAACGAUAAAUAAAAACAGCUGUUCAAAAGUGCCUGGGUUAUACCAUAACCCAAGUGCACAAUUUGAAAUUAUUUUAAAGUGUACACAACUAGGGUUAAAAUAUGAUAGAUGAUAUAUAUAUACCAUAUAUAUAUAUAUAUAUAUAUAUAUAUAUAUAUAUAUAUAUAUAUAUAUAUAUAUAUAUAUAUAUAUAUAUAUAUCUAUGAUUACUAGUCUCGAUGAAUUUUUCGGACUUUUUUAUAAGCUUAUUAUUCUAACUUUCUCCCUCUUUUUUUUCUUUUCUUUAAACUGUCAUGAAAAAUGGAUGGAGGAUAAGAAAAAUUAAGAAAAACUGUUGGUUCAUUUGAUCUUUUUUUUUUUUGUUUUUCUUUUUUCUUAUUUUCUUCUUGUUACUUUUUCUCUUGAACGAGACAAUAUAGUUCUCGAUCGGCACAAAAUUUUUCAACUAUGUGUCUAUGUAUGUGUGCGUCCGUGCGCGCACAUGUGUGUAUGUGUGUGUGUGUUUGCGUGUAUGUGCGCGCGCGAGCGCGUUAUUGAUCGACAUCAUAAACGUGGGUGUUAAUAAUAAUAAUUAGCGCUCGUAUGCUUUUGCAAUGACACGUUCGAAGUAAAUAGCAUCUUUGUCAACAUUAUUGUUAAUAUUUUAUUGUUAAAUAAACCACAAAAAAUGUACAAUAA